ACAUCUACCACCAGGGGGCAGUAUUGGUUCAUUAUGAAUCGGCGCACCAGCGAGGAGGACGAAAAUCAACACAAAAGAUGAGAUUUGUUCUUUACUGAAAGUGUUUUCAAACCCUCUGAGCCGCUUUCACAUGAGGAACAGUUCAGGUGAGAGUAAUGAACCUCCACACUUCUAGAAAACAGCCUCAAACAGCUGCUUCUCUAAUCUGCCCUGUGAUGGAGGAAAUACUCGUCCAGUGGGAAAGUUGAUACACCUGCUGGGUGACACCGGCGCGGCUCGUCCCGGCGGGGCGGGGCGGGCGGGGUCAGGUGUCGAUUUGUUUCCCUCCUCCACCUUCACCACCACCUGUGACUGUGAGCUCACUCGAUCUCGUCCGAGUCCAAGUCGUGCUCUGUGAAAUCUGCUGUCAGGUGAACUAGUGUCACAGAACUGGGCCUGAUGUACCUGCAGAGAUAAAGAAGUGCUGCUCGGUCGGUAGACAGUUUGGAGGAUCCUUCUUCAUCGAUGUGGAGACACUGACUGAAGUCCAGCUGGUGUUUCUGUUCCCUCAACACAACAACACGAUGCGAGAAGUUCAGCUGAACAAUGAGACGUGCAGGAACGGCUCGGAGGUCCGGCUGUUGUGCGGCUCUCAUUCUGCAGUGUGUCUCAUCCCUGGAGAUCAAACAUUGUACCACACACCUCUGGACAACAACACUCACUCAACAGAUCUGCAGACAAAUGGCUCGUACAAGCUGUGGCUGGGCCUGACUCUGGCCCUGCUGUCCGCCUUCCUGAUUGGUGGGAGCGUCAUCCUAAAGAAGAAAGCUCUCCUCCGAUUGGCCAGCAAGGGUCACACCAGAGCAGGGGAUGGAGGUCAUGGCUACCUGAAGGACUGGCUGUGGUGGGGAGGCCUGUUAACAAUGGGAGCAGGAGAGGCCUGUAACUUUGCCGCCUACAUGUUUGCUCCGGCCACGCUGGUGACUCCACUGGGCGCUCUGAGUGUCCUCAUCAGUGCAGUUCUGUCCUCCCACCUGUUGGGGGAGGUGCUGAACGUGGUGGGGAAGCUCGGCUGUUUUCUGUGCGUGCUGGGAAGCAUCUUGUUGGUAAUCCACGCCCCGCAGGAACAGGAAGUGACAUCACUACAGGACAUGACCAACAAGCUGCUGGAGCCUGGGUUCCUGGUGUACAUGUCGUUCGUGUUGGUUCUGUGUACGGCUCUCGUGCUGUAUUUCUCUCCUCGGUUCGGACCCUCCAACAUCCUCGUCUACAUCAGCAUCUGCUCGCUGCUCGGAGCCUUCACCGUCUCCUCUGUGAAGGGCCUCGCCAUCGCCAUCAACACCGUGAUGUAUGAUAUUUCAGUGCUUGCUAAUCCUCUCACCUGGAUACUGCUGCUCACUCUCAUCGUCUCCAUAGUAACACAGGUGAACUACCUCAACAAGUCUCUGGACACCUUCAACACCCUGCUGGUCUACCCCAUCUACUACGUCCUCUUCACCUCCGUGGUUCUGUCCACCUCCAUCAUCCUCUUCCAGGAGUGGAGCAGCAUGGCGCCAGUGGACGUGGUCACGACGCUGGGAGCCUUCCUGGUCAUUGUGGUGGGCGUGGCCAUGCUCCACCUCUUCAAAGAGCUGCAGAUGACGAUGAAGGAGCUGACCAGUCAGCUGGCUCAGCCGGUGGAGAGGGAGGGGCUCUCAGAGGAGAUUUCAGCCAAUACACGAGCAGAAGAAGAUCGAGGAUGGAGGAAUAAAAAAGAGGAUAAAUAUGGUUUGAUGGACAACAUGGUGAUCGAGAGUCUUCCUCCUAUGAGAGAGGAGGGACCGAGAGUCUUCAUCAUCAGCUGAGAGAGACAGAAGAAGAGCAGAGACACAGGUUUGUGUUUCCUGUCUGGACUCUCUCUGACUGAUGGUAUAAACCUUAAGCACUUUUUUAAAAGGUCUGGGCUUUUAGUUCGACCGCGUUUCAGUUCAACAAGGAGGUCCAACAGCUUUCACACACCACAAAUCACCUGAACCUGAACCUGUUGUCCAGGUACUGGGCAAAAAGCUGAGGUAAACUCUCAAACACAUCACCUGAAGCCACUUUAGCAGAUUGGAUAACAAUAGGAAAUCAAAAAUGCUGUGAAUGAAUCCGAGGAGCAUUCAAGCGAUAUUUCAACUGACAAUCAAACGACUACAAACAGGAAAAAACUACAAAAAGGCUGAAAACAUCAACACAGAAAUGCACUGACACAAUGACAGAAUAGAGACACAGUAAGACCACAAAGAGACCGAAUAAAAACAUACACAAAAUGUGUGCAAACAGAUGCAAAGCAACUACAAAGAAACAUAAUUACUAGAAAGGGACACAAAUUAAUUAGAAAUUAGUACAAAGAUGCACGUCAUUGUUUAAAAAUAAAUGAAAGUGACUGCAGAGAGAAUUCAAAUGUGUAUAAGUCUCUAUGAUCUUUUUAGUCAAAUAAACACAAAACUAUAGUGAAACAAAAUGACUGCAAGCAGAUGCAAAAAGACAACAAAGAAUUAAUACAACUACAAAGAUGCACAAAACGACUAUAGAGAGCAAGACUACAAAGGUAAUUACAGAGAGACGUAAAACGGCCUCAAAGACAUAAAUGAUGCAUAAAACAACUACAAAGAAAUUGAGAAAAAAAGAGGAAAUAUUCAUGGUGACCUCAAAGAGACAUAAAAAGACUACAACUCUACACAAAACUACUGCAGUGAGUAAAAAAGGACUACAAACUGAAUGCCAAAUGACAGCAAAGACGAUUAGAAUGACUUCAAACAAAGAGACGCAAAACGACUACAAAGACACACAAAAAUAACUGUAAAGUGACGGGAAGGUGUUUGGUGUCAGCGAAGGAGUAUUAAAUUAUGUGGGCUUGUUAUCCAGAGUGGAGACGCUGGAAUCACAAAUGUAAAGGAGCAACUGUUUAUCAUUAUCAGUAAUAAGGAGAUGCUCUGCUACAGCUUCAACGUACUGUUUCCUUUUUCCUCUUGAAAGUGGUGAGAAAAUGAAAGUGUUUUUUUCUAUGAAGACAUUUAUUUCACUCACCAUCACUAACUUUAAUAACCAGCUUCUGUAUUUGAGAUUGGAUUUUCUGAAUGUUGGACUUUAAAGAUAUAACUCGUUUUUUGCACUGGAUCUCUUGUCAACAAAUCUCAUGAAAAACAGUCAAACCCAACAAUGUGUUUGUGUCUGUCAGGACUGUGUGGAAACACUCAGCGCUGCAGCUGAUAAUCAUGUCUGAUAAUGUGUGAUAAAUUGUGUUUUAGAACAGGUGCAAUCUAGGCGUGUCACAUGAAACCCUGUUCUGAACGGGUAUCCGCUCUGAAUAAAUAAUAACCUGCAGGAUUUUAGGUCAAACGCGUCAGGCAGCGGUGUAACUUGAUAGCGGUGUGGUCACCUUUUUGAAUCGCUGCCAUAGUUCUAACACAAAUUAGGUCCACAAAUUAGAGGAAAUAAACAUAUUAUCCUCCACACAAUAGGAUCAGCAUCUCCUCUCUCAGUUUUAAAUGUCACACUGAGUGGGAUCAGAUUGUGAGCUGUUAAUCUGUUGUUGUCUAUUUCAUUGUUUAACAGUGUAAGUGGCUGCUGUGCUGUUACUUUGACCUCGGGCUUUAAGUUAAUUCAGCCUGGCUAUCUAAUGUAUCUUAUAUCUGAUUAUUUUUCUUUUGUGGCAGGAAACGCAGCACAUGGGACUGUACAGAAACAUGCUGUAUUAAGGGGCUCACCACAUAUUUACAGCAGGCGAACAAUAAUGUUAACCACUACAGACAAUCAGCGCAUUGUUGACUUUGAUGUUUUCACAGAUUUGUUAAGAGAAAUGAGAAAAAUGUGAGAAUCCAUACUUGGUUUGGUGAGAAACAUUUACAGAUGUUUUUUUUGUAUGUAUUUAUUUGUAUUUUCUGUUGAGGAAAUCUGGGUUAAAACUUUUCCGUCCCUCUGUGGUGCCAGGAGAUGACGGCAGAGUGAGACACCUUCGCUUCUGUUUUGAAACCCUCGUGUUUUCAUCGUUACGGUUGUCGUCUCUGCUGAUGACUCUGAGUCUAUGACGCAGCCAGACUAACUAAACUGUUUCUGUGAUACAUACUGACCGUCGUUCAGUGUUGGCUGUAACUUUCAGCUUGAAUUGCAUUUUCCAUGAGGGACAUUUUGUCAAGAAAAUCACACAAAACAAACGCACACCUCAGUGAUUCAAAAAUAUGUAAAGCCUUUUACAAGAUUUAUUUAAAGAUACGUAUUUAAUAUUAUUUCUUUGAAAAGGUGGAUAUGAUUUUUAGAGCAACAAAUUUAGUUCAAACAGACGACAGAUAGAUGCAAAGAGAUGAUCUAUUGUCUUUCUGUUGUCCACUUGUCGACUAUGAAGAGACGACAGAUGGACUACAGAGAGAAAGAAAGAAUAGAAAGAUUAACAUGGUAAAGAUUUUAAUGAAAGUGGGAACACUUUGUUUACAGCUCCUGCAUAAAGUCUCAAGGUUCUGCCACCAGAAGCCUGUAAAUCAGAACAAGCAAAGAAAUUUUAACUAAAGUUCGACUUCUGCUUUUAUUUUUAGAUAGUUUAGCCUCGGGCCUCAGUGAUCGGUGACCCUGACACGUUGUGUAUACACUGAAUGAUGGUCAGUAAUGAACUGUAACUGUAUAAUAUGUCUGCAGCUGAAGACUCUUCAGUUUAUGAAGCUCAGAUGAACAAAGUGUCAGUGUUUUGUUACUACAGACUGUAGGAACACGCAGCUGUUUGUUCAGGUUUGGGCUCACUCGAACAUCUCACAUGUACUUUGCAUGAAUGAUAAUCAAUUUCCACUGUUUCAGAUUCUUGUUCACUUGAAAACGAGAAGCAUUUAUGCAAAGUAUCUGUGAUUUGUUGAAUCGCUCAGACAAAAUUUCAAAACUCUCAGACUUCGGUCAACAAACAAUUUAUUUUCCUGUUUUUCAAGUUUUUAAAUCCUAUUGUGGUAUUUUAAAUGCACACAGAUCAUUUCAAUAAAGACUUGUUGCCAGGAGACAAAAA
This is a messenger RNA of Acanthopagrus latus (yellowfin seabream), 4987 nucleotides long. It is a transcript of the gene nipal4, whose product is annotated as NIPA like domain containing 4. The transcript has 11 exons. Gene Ontology annotation, biological process: magnesium ion transport. The record is from RefSeq and is a predicted model, not a curated record. Gene Ontology annotation, molecular function: magnesium ion transmembrane transporter activity. Lineage: Eukaryota; Metazoa; Chordata; Actinopteri; Spariformes; Sparidae. Gene Ontology annotation, cellular component: membrane. The coding region runs from base 564 to 1823 and encodes 419 amino acids.